AUGGAUCAAACCAGAAGGCUCGCGAAGCGCACAUUUGCAGUAAUAUUGGAUCCAGCCAUGACGACCCAGAAAGACUUUUUUAGUACAAGAAAAAAUUUAACACACCAGCAACAAAGUCGCGAUAAUCCGAUCUGCCAACUUUACACAGAAAACUGUUUUUCGAACAGCAACAGCACAGAUGAGAUGAAAUAA
This is a messenger RNA of Clunio marinus, 192 nucleotides long. The record is from the annotation of a GenBank genome assembly. NCBI's taxonomy places the organism in Eukaryota, Metazoa, Arthropoda, Insecta, Diptera, Chironomidae.